CCACAUGUACACGACGGGUUGAAUACAUGUCAUGGGAGGAGUAUUUAAAAUAAUACAGUCGCCUUGACGAAAAUGGGAGCAAUUAUAAGCGGGAUGUGGACUGGUAGUGCUCUCAGCAUCAGUAACAUGCCCUAGUCGCUAGCUGUCGGGGGUCUGGGAGCGUAGUUGUCGUCAACAGAGACAUGUAUUAGGGACAUUGUGGUCAUGUAAACUCGUGUGAAUACAUGAAGGAAGUACGUACGUUUGUCGAUUCACUCCUGGUGUGCAAGGCAGACUAGCGGAAGGACGUUCGAGGGGAUGAGUUAAACCACUUCAACGAUAUAUCCGAUAUAAAACCUGUCACAGGAGGAAGGUCGGUCAUAACCAUUCAACGCUCGCUUUACGUAUCGAUACAUUCAAGAUGGAAACACCAAUACUGGACCCCACAGACCACCAAGGUGGAAAGGCGUAUGGCAUGCUAAUGGAGGAGAAAGCCAAACUAUUGGGGGAAAUUAACGAGGAAUUUAGGAACGACGAUACCUAUAAAGACGUCGAGGAUUUGAAUGAAAAACUCAACAGUUACAAAGAGAAGUUCAUGGAAUUCGAUCUUGACAACUCUGGAGACAUAAACUACAUGGGGCUGAAGUUGAUGCUGGAGAAACUGGGUUCCCCUAAAACACAUAAGGAGAUACUUAAGAUAGUAUCGGAGGUGGACACAACGGAAUCUGGUACCAUAUCCUACAAAGAGUUCCUGUGGAUGAUGUUAGGAGGCAAGAACUGUAUCCUUAGAUUGAUACUGUUUUUCGAGUCGGUUGGACAGGAGGCGCCGAAACAAAAGGGUGUUGCACCGCCCCGUACUAUAGACUCUCUGCCGUAACACCAGACGCUGAUACAUCACUCCGAGCUGGGGAUCGCUAUUUGAACAGAUAUUAGCCAAUAUCAUUUAUACAAAGUCUUAUGUGUUCAUAAGAACUAACGUUCUAAUAAUCUAGCAUAUUGUUUAACGGAUGUAUAUUUUCUGGAAGUCUUUUCAAUAACUCCUAAAAGCAUAUUGGAACAAGUUUGCAAACAUUCGCUUUCCAGUCGAUACCUCUAUAUAAAUGUACUUCCUCCAAAUACAAUAUCCGCAUUUAGUUACAUUGUAAAUAUCAGGUCACUGACAUUCAUCACCCUUUUAAUUGACAUAUGAAAGUAUACACAACAUGUAUAGUAAUAACAUUGUACUAAUAAAACCUUCUAUGUUCUAAUCCGACACUAAUAAAUAUACUUAUGUUAUAA
Molecule: messenger RNA, 1257 nt
Organism: Mizuhopecten yessoensis (Yesso scallop)
Lineage: Eukaryota; Metazoa; Mollusca; Bivalvia; Pectinida; Pectinidae
Product: allograft inflammatory factor 1-like
Exons: 6
Coding region: 401-856 (151 amino acids)
Biological process (GO): actin filament bundle assembly; ruffle assembly
Cellular component (GO): actin filament; ruffle membrane
Molecular function (GO): calcium ion binding; actin filament binding
Source: RefSeq, a predicted model, not a curated record